CCAUACGCUUUCAAACAUUUGAAUACGAAAAACGCGAAACAACGCCAACACAAAAAUAAUCCAAAGCGAACACUCGCCACAUUAUUAUUAUCAUCACACCAUUUAAACUCCCUUCGUCCCCACCCAUUCUUCCUCCGAUCCCGCGGCGACCAAACCCUAACACCCCGAUCGAUUGUGAGGAGACGACGACGACGACGACGACGACGAUGAACGGCGGGGCCACGGCGAUCGGAGGGAGGCAGGCGCAUCGAUCCGGCCACCACCACCAGCGCCAGUUCUCCUCGGAUCAGCUCCUCUUCGACUCCGCCGCCGGCGCCGCCGCCGCCGGAGGCGCCGGCGCCGGUGGAGCCGGGAGCAAGUGGCUCCACUCCGCCGCAAUCCAUCACUCCUUCUCCGCCUCCAAUCUCCCUCCGCCGCAGCAACAGGGGGAGUACGCGAGGAUGGCGCGUGGCGUGCAAAGAGGGAUGAGCGGGGAGCUGCUCCUCUCGGUGGAGCCGUCGACGCCGAACGCGGGCUCGCGGUCGUGGAGCCAGAGGCAGAGCGAGGACGAGUCCCUGUCGCCGAGCCAACUCAGCCCGGGAUUGUUGGAUCUCCACUCGUUCGACACGGAGCUCCUUCCAGAUAUUCCAGUUCCCGGACUAUAUGAUGGUCUUCAAACUUUUGGUUAUCCUCGUGCUAGAAAUUUUGAGGAUUUAGAUCCAAGCUCUACCGCCAACAAGCAGAUUGGCAAACCCAGUAAUGUACCGGAAAAUAAUUACCUGAAAAACCUCGCAGCAGACAAAGAAAGGCUAGCUUCUGUUGCCAAGAUUAAAGUAGUGGUGCGCAAGAGACCACUUAACAAGAAAGAAAUAACAAAGAAGGAAGAAGACAUUAUUACAAUCGAACAAAAUUCCAACUCUCUCACUGUCCAUGAAACUAAACUUAAGGUCGAUUUAACAGAAUAUGUUGAGAAACAUGAAUUCGUAUUUGAUGCGGUGUUGGAUGAGGAUGUCUCAAAUGAAGAAGUUUAUCAAGAGACUGUGGAGCCAAUUGUUCCAGCAAUUUUUCAGCGUACAAAGGCAACUUGUUUUGCAUAUGGACAGACAGGUAGUGGAAAGACAUACACCAUGCAACCACUACCUCUUAAGGCUUCUCAUGAUAUUUUGAGAUUGAUGCACCACACAUACCGGAAUCUAGGGUUUCAGUUGUUUGUCAGCUUCUUUGAGAUAUAUGGUGGGAAACUUUUUGAUCUUCUCAAUGACAGGAGAAAGCUUUGCAUGAGGGAGGAUGGUAAACAGCAAGUUUGCAUUGUUGGUUUGCAAGAGUAUAAAGUGUCUAGUGUUGAUACUAUCAGGGAAUUAAUUGAGAAAGGGAAUGCUACUCGAAGUACAGGUACAACUGGUGCAAAUGAAGAAUCUUCACGAUCUCAUGCCAUUCUUCAGCUUGCUAUCAAAAGAUCUCCUGAUGGUAAUGAGUCGAAACCUCCACGAAUAGUUGGCAAGCUAUCAUUCAUAGACCUCGCAGGUAGCGAGCGUGGUGCUGAUACCACUGAUAAUGAUAAGCAAACAAGAAUAGAAGGUGCUGAGAUCAACAAAAGUUUGCUUGCCUUAAAGGAAUGCAUCAGAGCACUUGACAAUGACCAGGUUCAUAUCCCUUUUAGAGGAAGUAAACUAACAGAAGUUUUAAGGGAUUCUUUCAUUGGAGACUCACGUACUGUAAUGAUCUCAUGCAUCUCUCCAAGUUCUGGCUCAUGUGAACACACUCUGAAUACAUUGAGAUAUGCUGAUAGGGUGAAGAGCCUCUCAAAAAGCAACCCCAAGAAGGAUCUUCCUCCUGCUUCUUCAACUUUACCAGCUGUCUCUGCCUCUGAGGGGAACAAUGGUAUUGCGAGUGAUAAGAACAACUUUGGAUGGUCUAAACAGUUCGUGAGAGAGCAAUCACCACCUAUUUAUGUUGACCGCAUUCCCAGUGGAAGAGAGGACGUUCAGAUUAGUUCCAUGAAUGGCGAUUCUUUCAAGGAACAACGAAGUAAUAAGAUUUCCACCGCUGCAGAGAUAGCUGAGGUGUCUGAGACAGCAUAUCAACAGAGAAAGCCAUCGUGGAGGAAAGGAAAAGCUGAAGCCUACUCGGCUUCAACUUUAGAGGAUAACAAGCAGAAGCUUAAGGAUGUUCCCGAUGCGGAUGAUCACCUGAAUGAUCUGUUGAAGGAAGAAGAAGAGCUGGUGACUGCUCACCGAAAGCAAGUGGAGGAGACUCUAGAUAUCAUAAGAGAGGAGAUGAACCUUUUGGUCGAAGCAGAUCAACCCGGCAACCAAUUAGAUGACUACAUCUCAAGAUUGAGUGCGAUACUCUCGCAGAAAGCCGCUGGAAUCGUGAACUUGCAGGCUCGGCUGGCACAGUUUCAGAGGCGUCUAAACGAGCAUAACGUUCUUCUCUCAUCUCCUUGUCCUUAGUUAUCAAGCAGUGGGACUAUAAUUACGCCACAUUAGGUUUGAUGCAAAUUAGCCCUUGGAUUACUGGGCUAAGCCGCCAGUGUUUGCUGUUACAGUGUGCCUUCUUUCUGAAGCCAUUACAGCGUGCUGCAAAAGCCAAGAAAAGAAGUCAUGGGUUCUUUUAACUGCCGGACUAUCACCAGUCUUUAGCUGGGUAAGGCACUUUAUCUUCGGCCUUUGAUCGAUGCCGUUUCAUCUGUGCUAUUUUUUUGUUAUUCUCUUUACUAUUAUGUAUACGUUGCACAACAUGAGAGCGAUUCUACUAGUUGUGUAAGAAGAGAAAAGUGCUUUUCUUGAUCUGUUGAUCUCAAAUAUGUUUGGCUGCUUGUGUUUCUCAUCGACAGUCACAGGUGCUUUCAGUGCUUCUAGACUCAAUAGUAGUUUUAUACAUUCGUUACUAGUGGAAGCUGGCUGUAAGAUGUAUUUGAACUCUGAUGGGAUUUGCUGAGUUAAAAGCAUACUCUUUGCUGAGUUAAAAACA
Ananas comosus (pineapple) is the source of this 2952-nucleotide messenger RNA. RefSeq names its product kinesin-like protein KIN-13B. The coding region runs from base 207 to 2432 and encodes 741 amino acids. The record is from RefSeq and is a predicted model, not a curated record. Gene Ontology annotation, molecular function: microtubule motor activity; microtubule binding; ATP binding. Gene Ontology annotation, biological process: microtubule-based movement. Lineage: Eukaryota; Viridiplantae; Streptophyta; Magnoliopsida; Poales; Bromeliaceae. The transcript is spliced from 12 exons.